UGUCUUUUUCAUCUUCCAAAAAGAAAAAUUAAAUAAAAAUAUAAAAAUUAAGGAAGAGUUGUUCCUGGGUGUAUGUAAUGUGGUUGUAGUACUCUUUUUUAAGUUAUAAUGAAUUGAAAUUCGUUUUCUGUUUACAUUUCCUUAAAUAUAAGAUGAUGAGUUAAUGAUGUAGCAGGCCAUAUCUCUCUCAAAACAAACAAAUGAUAGCUUAGACUUGAGGGGUGUUUUGCCAUUGCCAAACAACACAGUAGUAGUAGUAAGUCAGAGACAAGUAAAAAAGAAGUAAAAAGAGAAGAACAUCUUUUUAUCUUCACUGUCUGUGUCUGAUCAUUCAUAUUCCCAACUGGGUUCUCAGUAGAGAGAAGGUGAUCCCUUGUGUUUACACAGAGGUUUAAAGAGUGAAAGAAGCUAAAAAGUAGAAAACACUACUGUGGGGGUCUAUAAUAUCCAGCUACAUACACUACUUCACAGUGUUUAUGAUUUCUUGAGGGGGGUUAUCUCAUUCUAUAAUUAGUCAAGUGUUGAUGGGUUUUGUUAAGAGACAGAGAUUGAUUGAGCUAUUUUAAACCCAUUUGUCUUCUUAUAGUAAGCAAGAACACUAUCUUUUCUACAAUUUGAUGAGUAAUUCCUCUUAAAGUUUUAAUUCAAUUGCCUUUUGAUGCAUGAGUGAAGUUUCUUCCUUGUUGAAGGUUUCUAUAAAGCUUUGUUCAUAGAUGAGUUUUACUUCCUUUGAUGGAUGUCUAUUAAAGCUUCCCAAACUCUGCAUGAAGAUUGGUCAAUGGGUUUUGGUUAGAAGUAUGGCUUUAAAUUGCAUACCUUCUAACCCUAAAACAACAAGUACCUGUAAGCUUAGGAAAGAUAAGGAGGAGCUAAUGCAAGGAGGAGGAUCUAAUAGUGUUUUGAAAUGGAAGGAAAAACUUCUUAUAUUGUGGGUUGUUAGUGGUUUUAUUUGGGUUUUGUAUAGUGUUGGCAGUAAUUGGGAUUGGAGUGAGGUAUCAGAGAUAUCAAAUUUUUGGAAUGACAAAGCUCAAAGCUUGAACCAGUUUCAUUCCUUCAUGCAAUCAAAUCAGGACAUAUCGCCUUCUGCGGAACUUUCUGAGUGCAAAGAGGAGUAUACCGGGAGUCUUACAGUGUGUUGGCUUAAGAUAUUUUGGUGGGUUGUUGUUGGCAUGCUGCUGAGUUGGACGAUCUCUUACUUUCGUGAAAGAUGGCGUGUUAAACGAGAGAGAAAGCAAGUUCAUCAUAUUCAGGCUCAGGCUCAGCCCCAACCCCAGCCUCUACAAUAUUCUCAAAAUGCAGCUCAUAGUAGUGGGAAGUGGAGGAGAAAAUUGCUGGUUGUGCUAGUCUUGGCAGGGGUUUUUGGAUCUUUUUGGUUGUUUUGGUCUAUGAACAGUAAUAUAAACUUGUUGAGAACGGAAAUGCUUUCCAACAUGUGCGAUGAGCGCGCACGUAUGUUGCAAGACCAGUUCAAUGUGAGCAUGAACCAUGUUCAUGCCUUGGCCAUUCUCGUAUCUACGUUUCACCAUAGGAAGCAACCUUCUGCCAUUGAUCAAAAAACAUUCGCACAAUAUACGGAAAGAACUGCCUUUGAAAGGCCGCUCACUAGUGGUGUAGCCUAUGCUGUGAAAGUUCUCCAUACAGAUAGAGAGGAGUUUGAGAAGCAUCAUGGGUGGACAAUAAAGAAAAUGGACAAGGGGGACCCAUCUUCUCCUCAAGAUUACAUCACUGAGAAGCUUGAUCCUGCACCCAUCCAAGAUGAAUAUGCACCAGUUACAUUAUCUCAAAAAACUGUUGCACAUAUUGUAUCCAUUGAUAUGAUGUCUGGAGAGGAAGACCGCGAAAACAUCUUGCGAGCGAGGGCAUCUGGAAAGGGAGUCCUGACUUCCCCUUUCCCUCUAUUAAAAUCUAAUCACCUUGGUGUGGUACUCACGUUUGCCGUGUACAAAACUGACCUCCCUGCAGAUGCUACACCAGAUCAACGUAUUGAAGCAACACUUGGAUAUCUUGGAGCAUCUUAUGAUGUGCCCUCAUUGGUUGAGAAGCUUCUGCAUCAGCUUGCUAGCAAACAAACGAUCGUUGUCAACGUGUAUGACACUACUAAUCGAUCUGCUCCAAUCAAUAUGUACGGACCCAGUGAGACAGACGUAGGACAUUUGCAUCUUAGCAAACUUGAUUUUGGGGACCCAUCUCGAAGACAUGAGAUGCAUUGCAGAUUUAAGCAGAAAGCACCUCCCCCUUGGCAAGCAAUUAUGGCAUCUGCCGGUGUCUUUGUGAUUACGUUGCUUGUGGGUCAUAUUUUCAAUGCCGCUAUAAACAGAAUUUCAAAGGUGGAGGACGACUACUGUGAAAUGAUGACGCUUAAAAUACGGGCAGAAGCUGCUGAUGUGGCUAAAUCUCAGUUCCUGGCAACGGUUUCUCAUGAAAUCAGGACUCCAAUGAAUGGUGUCUUAGGUAUGCUCCAAAUGUUAAUGGACACAAAGCUUGACGCAGAUCAACAAGAUUUUGCUCAGACUGCUUAUGCUAGUGGUUCAGAUCUAAUAUCAUUAAUAAAUGAAGUCCUUGAUCAAGCUAAGAUAGAAUCAGGCAGGCUUGAGCUCGAGGAAGUGGAUUUUGAUCUGCGUAUAGUCCUUGAUAAUAUCUUAUCACUUUUCACGGAAAAGUCUCGUGACAAAGGCCUCGAGUUGGGCAUUUAUGUAUCUGAUCAGGUGCCCAAAGCAACCCGCGGAGAUCCUGGACGAUUCCGCCAGAUUGUCACCAAUCUUGUUGGAAAUUCAAUCAAGUUCACUGAAAAAGGGCAUAUAUUCAUCACAGUACAUCUAGUAGAAGAAGUAAAUAACCUCAUUGAAGUGGGAGACGAAGUAUUGAAACAACAACUAGAGUUACUAAAAGAAUGGAUAGACCCAUCAUAUAGCACGUUAAGCGGGUUUCCAGUGGUUGAUAGGUGGAAAAGUUGGGAAAAUUUUAAGAAGUUAGGCAAUGUGAUUGCAACAACUGAAGAAAUUGAUAUGGUCAGAUUGCUUAUAACUGUUGAGGACACUGGUGCUGGAAUUCCUCUAGACGCACAAAAUCGAAUCUUCAUGCCUUUCAUGCAGGCUGAUAGUUCCACUUCUCGAAUUCAUGGAGGUACUGGUAUAGGGUUGAGCAUUAGCAAGUGUUUGGUAGAAUUGAUGGGAGGGGAAAUUGGAUUCUGUAGUAAACCUGAGUGCGGCAGUGCCUUUACUUUUACUGUGAAUCUCAAAAGGGGACAGAUACAAUCUAAUCUGGAAACAAACCAGAAUGAGAUUGAAACACUCUUGAAAUUCCAGGGAUUGAAGGGACUGGUGGUUGAUGGAAAGAGUAUUCGUGCCCAGCUGACCAGAUAUCAACUUCAAAGGCUUGGAAUUUGUGUGGAACUCACUGCUGAUUUGGAAUCUGCUUGUUCUUAUGCAUCAGAAGCCAGUCAAUUGAGUGCAAACUUUCAAUUUGACAUAGUGGUUAUUGAAGAAGAUGGUUUGGAGAAUCAGACAGCCAUUGUCACUCAUCAUCUGCUCAAAGUGCUCCGUGAAAAUGAAAGACAUGAGCCCUUGGGGAAGUGCCCAAAGAUAUUUCUAUUGGCUAGAUCAAGGUCUGCCAAGUUAGAUGAGUUGAAAUCAAAUGGCUAUGUAGAUGAGAUAAUAACGAAACCGCUUCGCCUGAGUACGCUGUCCAAGCUCAUCCUCGGUACUGGAACCAACAAAUACUUUUCUAAAGCCAAAUCUUCAAACCUUAAAAGCCUACUAUUUGGAAGGAAAAUAUUGGUUGUAGAUGAUAAUAAAGUAAACCGUAGGGUAGCAGCAGGUGCACUAAGUAAAUACGGGGCAGAAGUUACUUGUGUUGAGAGUGGGAAGGAUGCUGUUAAAAUGCUCCAGCCACCCCAUGCAUUCGGUGCUUGUUUUAUGGAUCUCCAAAUGCCAGAAAUGGACGGGUUUGAGGCUACAAAACAGAUCCGCAGCUUCGAGAGUAAGGUUAAUCAGCAAUUCAAACGGCCGAAUGGGCAGAACUGGCACACACCAAUACUAGCCAUGACAGCUGAUGUAUUCCAGGCAACACAUGAGAAAUGCAUGGAAUGGGGAAUGGAUGGUUAUGUAGCGAAGCCUUUUGAAGAAGAGCAACUUUACUCAGCAGUCAAGUGUUUCUUUUUGCCUGACCUAUAGACCAAAGUCAGAUGGAUGGAGGUAGACCGUUGGUGCAGUGCCAACUGAUGAAUCUUGAAUGCUGUUCUAUGACCAAUAUCUAUUUAGCGUGAUGGGAUGGAAAGUUCGUACAGUUUUGACCAUACUUGGUUGGGUUCGUUCAUUAUAUGGGUUGCUGGAGGACUGACUAUUAAGUAAUAACCUUAUUUCUCGGUUUCUUAAAGAAGAAACAUUUUGGCUGCUGAAAAUAGUUGGUGACUGUUCUCUUAUUCUAUCGGUCACUCUCUUGAUUACCUUGUUCAGCUAGUUUUAAUCUCAAAAGAUAAAAAAAGAAAAAAAGAAUGACUAAAUGGUUAAUCGAAUGUGUAACACCACUUGAUGAUGCUUCUAUGUGCAAACAAGUGCUGGAAAAGAAUUUCUCAGCGGAUAGCUCUGCUCAAAUGGUCUCAUCGCUGUUAGAUGUAAACUGUGGAAUCUAUGAUGCCUUGAUCUGUUUCAGGCGUGUUGUUGUAAAAAAUCCAUCCAUAUCUCUGGUAUGAUGGUACGUGCUCUCUCUCACAACUCAGUCAUGGGUUCUAAGGGUUUUUAUUAACCUGAUGUCCCAAAACCUCUUCGUGUAAGAGUUUGUAAUAUACAACUCUAUUAUGGUAUGGUUCAAGUAAUGUAAUAUAUGUAGAGACCUAAGCUUCUCAUAGUAAAAUUUUCUGCUUUCAA
Messenger RNA from Papaver somniferum (opium poppy), 4865 nucleotides. RefSeq names its product histidine kinase 2-like. Bases 714 to 4172 code for a protein of 1152 amino acids. Gene Ontology annotation, molecular function: phosphorelay sensor kinase activity. The transcript has 13 exons. The record is from RefSeq and is a predicted model, not a curated record. Lineage: Eukaryota; Viridiplantae; Streptophyta; Magnoliopsida; Ranunculales; Papaveraceae. Gene Ontology annotation, biological process: phosphorelay signal transduction system; phosphorylation.